AAAAUGAAUUUUUUAUCCCUCAGGCACGAAAAUGGUGCUAUUUCGUGUCUUCCGAGAAGGUAGAAAACAACUCAUUCUUCCCUGCGGGUAAAAUUGAGUUUCAGUUCUCCCUAGGGCAAGAAAAGUGGGUAAUAAUGAAAAAACUGGUCAAAAAUGGCUCUUGUUUAACCUAUGCAGAAGCAUUUUUGACUAAAGCAGUUUCGGCUGUAACAGAGACAACGUACGCUGAACGGGCAGUACACUCUCAGCAGUCGUAUGCGUCGUAUGCGCAAACGCCGUGUAGCGCGCCUUACCUUGUCUUUCCGGUCUUUCCUAACCUCAGUAUUUCGCAAGAAGCACAUGUUGACAACUCCUUUCAUAUUCGUCAAAUAUUUUUAUCAUUUUACAAACAAUGAGCAAAGAAAACGAAUUUCGCGAAAGUGAUUUACCUCGAGAUAUUGCUGAAGCCGCUGAUGCUGCUUUAGCAGAAGUGAUACCCGAAAAGUCGAAAGAUAAUUAUGAAAAGGUUUACAAUGCCUACCAGGAAUGGAAAAUUAGAAAAGGGAUUACAGUAACGUGUGAAAAAGUGCUAUUUGCCUAUUUUAAAGAACAAUCAGAGAAAUAUAAACCCACUACUUUAUGGUCCCAAUUUUCAAAGUUAAAGUGCAUGAUAAAUCUUAAGGAAAAAAUCAAUGUUGACAAAUUUGCGGAAAUGACGGCGUUCUUAAAACAAAAAUCGAGAGGAUAUAAUCCUAAAAAAUCUAAAGUAUUCUCAUCACAACAAAUUCAAAAUUUCCUCGAAAACGCUCCCAACGAACACGACCUGGAUAAAAAGGUAAUAAUUCUUUUCGGAAUUUUCGGCGCAUUUAGAGGUGGUGAACUCACUAAUGUAACCAUUAAAGACAUUGAACGUCAAGGAAGUCUUUAUUGUGUCAAAGUCCCCACAACGAAAACAAUGAAGCCUCGCUCAUUUGUAAUUCCUGGAGAAUAUUGUUCUCUUAUAGAUAAAUAUAUUAAAUUGCGUCCAACAAGAGUUACCACAGAUCGGUUCUUUUUGAAUUACCAGAAGGGAAAGUGCACAGUUCAGGUUAUAGGGAAAAAUAAAAUUGCUGCAGUUCCACAAAAAGUUGCUGAAUUUUUGAACUUGACAGAUCCUGAAAAUUAUACAGGGCAUAGUUUCAGGAGAACAUCAGCAACGAUGCUUGUCGAUGCUGGUGCAGAUUUAAUGAUGUUAAAAAGACACGGGGGAUGGAAAAGUUCUGCGGUCGCUGAAGGCUACGUUGAAGAGUCCAUGGCAAAUAAAAAGGAAAUAGGGAGUCUUUUUUCGAAAAUGAUCGAUAUGCCAUCAACCUCCGCCUCCGUACAAAUGUCAGUAGAAACUACUGCUGGACCUUCGAAAAUUUUGCCAAACGAAAUGUUAAAAGAUAAAAAUUUUAAUUUCACGAAUUGUAAUAUCACUUUUAAUUUAAAGUAACAUUAUUUUCUACAAGUUCCUUCUCGAGUUCGUGAUAUUAAAAAUCUUUGUGAUUUAAAGUAUUAUAUGUAUUUUCAAACCGUUACGUUUUUUCAAGUCUACUAAAUGUUUAUUUUGACUUGCAAUUUAUAAUAUUUUUAAGUUGUUUUUUGUUCUUAACAUGUUUUAAGUGUUACCUAACAGUAUUUAGGUUUAAAGUAACUUAAAAAAAGACUAAAAAUGUCUUGUUGACUGAUACAUUAAGAGAUUAAAAUUAUUAUUUUACAGGUGAUAAAAUCACUUUUAGCUUUAAGUAAAAG
Molecule: messenger RNA, 1752 nt
Organism: Leptopilina heterotoma
Lineage: Eukaryota; Metazoa; Arthropoda; Insecta; Hymenoptera; Figitidae
Exons: 3
Coding region: 392-1453 (353 amino acids)
Biological process (GO): DNA recombination; DNA integration
Molecular function (GO): DNA binding
Source: RefSeq, a predicted model, not a curated record